Colletotrichum godetiae is the source of this 3908-nucleotide messenger RNA. RefSeq lists its product as uncharacterized. The coding region runs from base 324 to 3677 and encodes 1117 amino acids. The record is from RefSeq and is a predicted model, not a curated record. The transcript has 2 exons. Gene Ontology annotation, molecular function: ATP binding; ATP hydrolysis activity. NCBI's taxonomy places the organism in Eukaryota, Fungi, Ascomycota, Sordariomycetes, Glomerellales, Glomerellaceae.
CUGGACAAGCGCUAAGCCCCAGCCUGCUCCUCAGCCUGCUGCAAUAUCGGAUGACGACCGUUAUGGCUGCAGCUGUGCGACCAAGAAAUCUGCAAUGCAACCAUGGAAAGUCUGCAGAGGACUCUCGUUUAAGAUCACAUCGCUGCCAUCUCUACGGCACGUGGCUAUCUCAAUGGGAAGGACCGACUUUAGACCUAUCUGCAACCUUUGGCUCCCUGAUAAGUAUCUCUUCUAUCAGUCCGAUUCAUCCUGGUCAUAUCACGCCCAUCGUCGCACCCGAGCUCUAGGACCAUUUUCCUGGCCUUUAACGAGGAGAAGUUCAUAUGAUGGAAGAAGAUCGCAUCGCCUUUGAGGCGAACGCUCCAGCCGUCCUUCCAGAUCCUGUGGGUGAUGGUACGAAGAACGAUAUUUCAGAUGGUGCAACGAAAGAUCCUACAGAAAAUGCCGUGCUUCCCAACACGGAGUUACCCAAAGACAACGCUGAUGCUGGCAGGGGACCGCCAAUUCCUGUUUACCUUCCCCCAGGAAGCAACGUUCUACCAUUUGAAGAAAGGGUGGCAAAGCCUGGAGUCCGAUACUACAACUACCAAGGCUUCUUGAACCGGCUGAAUUCAGAUGGAGGUGACUUUGGCAUUGAAGUCCUCGUCGCAGGAUCUGACUGGCAUGAGGAGGUCUCAGUCGAGAGGCAUAAGAGAUGGGAACCGUCGCCCCCUCCUCCUCCACCGGUGUCGGCACAGCGUCCAGCAGUGACAAGACAACUGCCUAAACAGCCAACAGUCGAUCCUCCGGACUCAUCUCCCAAGCAACCACCACAGCCACCACCACUGUACAUGGAGGCUCCGAGCACAGGCUAUGUUCCGCCUUUAGUUCGAAACAGAGUAUCUGAGUACCUUGCGGCCGAUCCACUCGAAAGAAAGUACUCCUUCAGCGAUAAAAUCGAGUUUCCAUCGGGCUCUGAGAACGUUCUCGAAGGACGUAUCAUGCGCAUCAGAGUCCGAAGCCCGACAAUCAUAGCCGCUCUUGGAGCCGCCUCAGGUUGCAGGCAUUUGUUAAGUGACAAUCCAGUCUAUGAGUUCGGUCGCCCGUUUCGAAUCAUUGAGGAGUUUCACGACGAGAUUAAAAAGAAGCUGGCCGAGAUGGAGAGCAUACACUUGGAAUCUGCUUCAUCAAGCGACAUAGCCCUAGUUGAGGAUGUUACCUUGUCCAGUCAGGACACUGCUUCUCCAGCAGAGUCACUCAAAGCCACUGCUGAGCUGAUUCCGGGCGAAGUAACGCCGGAAGGGAAAGAGGAAGGCUUACGAUUUUCGACGGAGGAUUUGGAGCAUAUGAGGCAGUACGUCGGCUUUGUGGAAAAAGCCAUUCUUCCAAUUCGUGGCACAUUCCGAAACGUGGAACACAAGACGCCUCCACGCGUGUGUUUCGAAGACAUACCAUACCUUUUCAAACCAGGAGCGUUGGCUAUCGUGUCAGAGAAAGAAAUAUCUGAGAAAUCACUUCACCGGUCUGCCGUUCAACGUGUUUGGAGACUCGUGUCGUGCCAACCUUCUGAUGUUCGAACAGCGCCGUUUCGCGAUGAGGAUGAUGAUAAUGAAGAAGACGAAUUCACAAACAGCACUACAUGGAGCAUGUACUGUCUCGACUAUGAUGGAGAGACACUGGUGCCUGUCUGGAAGACCAUUCGUUUCCAACGAUUUCACGGAGAACGGGAUAUUACUUCUUUGGAGUGCUACCCACUGGAUUUUGACUUCAAGGGUGAAAAAGUCCUUGAAGAGCAAAAGGUCUCGGGUAAAAGAUUCAAAACAUGCUUGACUGGAAAGUGGAAGCACUUUUUCUACUUAGGAUGGACUUUCAUCACUGGCCUUCGUGCUGAAGCCCUAGAACAUGAGAACGGCAACACUAUCCAGCAUCCGGAGUAUAUAGAGAGCGAGAUUGUUGUUGACUUCAAGGAAGCGCUCCAGAGCUAUCCUGGAUGGGAAACCGAACGAUUAACUCCAUAUAUUGUGGAUAAUGCUUGGGAUUGGAUCGCAUCAGCACAACUCCCACUGCGAAUCUGGGAGGAAGACCGUAAAGGCUCUUACGGCAGACGGCGGUACCGAGGUGUGCGCUCCCCGGUCCUCAUCGAAGAGAGUGAACUCUACAGACGGGAAGCAGACAAAUGGGAAGAUGAGGACAUUUUCCUCUCCGGAAAAGCGGACUUCAUGAGCAAGGAUUGGUCUGAUCAGGAUUUAGCUCUUCUUCCCAAGAGGGUAUUUGCCUAUGUCUUACGAGAAAGGAGGUUUGCCCGCCUUGACGUUGGGGGCAUCGAACUAGAUGCGGAGCAAAGCACUGUGACUCUGGACGACAUCCAGAUGGAUCGUAAACGCAGGCUGAUGAUCCGGUCGGCAGUAUCGGCUCAUUUCAGAGACAAAACCAAGCCCUCGACCUCUGAACUCGACAUGUUUCGUGGCAAAGGAAAGGGUCUCAUCAUACUUCUUCACGGUGCCCCUGGAGUCGGUAAAACCGCUACAGCGGAGGCCGUUGCAGCUGAGAACAACAGACCGCUCUUUCCCAUCACCUGUGGUGACUUAGGGUUCUCUCCAGGCGAGGUCGAUAAGGCUCUUCGGGACAUCUUUCGCUACGCUCACUUGUGGACUUGCAUAUUGCUUUUUGAUGAGGCCGAUGUAUUCCUCACGCAAAGGGAUCGCAGCGGUGGAAAUCUUGAACGCAAUGCUCUCGUAGGAGUGUUCCUCAGAGUUCUGGACUACUACAGCGGAAUUCUCUUCAUGACAACCAACAGAGUUGGGGCUCUCGAUGAAGCGUUUCAAUCUCGAAUGCAUCUCAGUCUUUCUUACCCCAACCUGAGCUUAGGCGACACAAUCGAGAUUCUGAAAUUCAAUCUCAACCGGCUCCCAAGAAUCAACAAAGCCGAGGGCAAGACGGCGCAAGGCGGGUACCUGAAGAUUUUCGACAAACCCAUCAUAGAGUACGUCAGUAAAGAGUACGAGGACUAUUCUGCAAGAACCAAAAAGAGUAGAGGGCCCUGGAAUGGGAGGCAGAUUCGUAAUGUAGUUCAGGUCGCAGCAGGUCUUGCUCUCUACGAAAAGCAGACUGGAUCAGGAGACAACAGCGAUGAGGACGAUCCACCGUAUCUAACCGCUGAACACUUCCGAGCCGUCGCGGAUAUGACCUACGAAUUUGAGGACUAUCUGAGCCUUGCCGGAAAAGGUGACGCCCAGGUUCAAGCCGCGCGCCGCCGGGACCGUGCAGACCAGUUUCAUGGAAGUCAAGAUCAUGACAACUCGGUUUUCCAAAGCUUCUCUGACUUGGAAAGAAGAAGAUCAACGCCGGGGGGUCGACAUGGAAGUUAUCGGGGAGACGAUACUCCCUCUAGAAGUGGCGGUCACGCAUCAGGUGUAAGAGCUUCCGUCGGUCGAGCUCGUGGCUCAACGCCAAGAUCACCCGGAGUGACUGGCCAAGAUUUUGGCACAAAUCCGAGGCCAUCUCCCAGAAACUAUGCUCGAGGGCCGGAGCGCUCUCGUCCGAGUGAAGUUCCCCACCGUUCUCAAGAACGUGAUGAGGACAGCUAUUUCAAUGAGCCUGAGCAAAGGAUGGACCACUAUUCUGGCGACGAAAGCGAAGUCCACGGGGGCAAAUACGGUUAUGAGGAGCGUUCUCAAUUUCAGUCAUCCUUUUCCUAGGGAGUGGCCGGUGAGCAGAGUUUGCGGCAGGCCUGGCGUCGCUGCCAAGCGGGGCUUUAGGCGAAUGUUAGGAGGAGUACAUGCGGACAUUUUUUUCAUCUUAAUCAGGAUCGUUCCUUGGGAACACUUCGAAAAGAGAUAAGUAGGAGAUUUUCGCUUGGAUUAGCUUCAACACAUUCGUAGCUCCUUAAGUAGAUAUUCAACAUAUCUCAUCAACUGCUAGAUGGUGUC